AGUUUGGGUUUUUGAUUUUGUUAUUCAAUACGUGCGGCAGCCGCACAAAUGUGCAAUUUAAUCAAUUAAAAUAGAGAGAAUGCAGGCGCUACGACAAUCGCGACCCUUUCGCGGCCUUCACUGGAGCUGUUGGAAGCGCUUCUUAACACACAGCUGCACCGGCAACGAGUAUUUGGAGCUGAGCAGCGAUGUGAAGCACCGCAUAGAGACACACUGGAAAGGUCAGAUCAGUGGUGGACAGUUUGAUGCCAAGCAGCCGGCAGACAAGUUCUACGUUCUCUCCAUGUUCCCCUAUCCCUCGGGCAAUCUGCACAUGGGCCACGUGCGGGUCUACGCAAUCGGCGAUGCGGUGGCCCGUUUCCAGCGAAUGUGCGGCAAGAAUGUGUUCCAACCGAUUGGCUGGGACUCGUUUGGACUGCCCGCCGAGAAUGCGGCCAACCAGCGGGGAGUGGAGCCUGCCGCGUGGACAGAGCAAAACAUUGCACAGAUGAAGCAGCAGCUGCAGCGGCUGGGCUGCUCCUUUGACUGGACGCACGAGCUGUCCACGUGCAGUCCACAGUACUACAGGUGGACGCAGCAGCUCUUUCUGAUGCUGCACAAGCACGGACUGGCGUACCAGAACGAGGCGCUGGUCAACUGGGAUCCCGUGGACCAAACGGUGCUGGCCGACGAGCAGGUGGAUGCCAAUGGCUGCUCCUGGCGAUCGGGCGCCAAGGUGGAGAAGAAACUGCUCAAGCAAUGGUUCAUUCGGACUACAGCGUAUGCCAAGCAGCUGCUGGACGGCCUGGACGAUCCCACGCUGCGCGACUGGCGGGACAUCAUCAAUCUGCAACGCCACUGGAUAGGAGAGUGCAAUGGCUACGCCUUCACGCUGCUCACCUCCGCCUCCAACCUGCUGAGGGUGUGGACUGCCAAUCCGGAGCAUCUCAAAGAUCCAAAUGCCUUCCUCGUGCUCCGCAGCAAGCAUUAUCUCUCGAAGCUGUCGACGGCGGCAGGCGGCGGCCUCAGUGUGGAGAAUCCCUUUGCUGGCACCACCAUUCCCGUGGUCUUCAGCGACGAGGCUGCCUUCCCACCAGACUGUGAUGUGUAUCUGGCGGCUCCCAGCUUUCGCAGCGAGGACAGGGAGCUGUGGGACUCCUUUGGACUGGCCAUUAGUGCAUCUGGCACUGCAGAGACUCGCCUCAAUCCUGCCAGCUGGGAGCUGUUGCGGAAGGAGGUGCUUCAGGCAGCGACACGCCUGAAUGCAGGCGGCUAUCGCGUGUCCUCCAAGCUGCAGGAUUGGCUAAUCUCACGACAGCGCUACUGGGGCACGCCCAUUCCCAUUGUGCACUGCCCGAAGUGCGGGGCUGUGCCCGUGCCCGAGGAACAGCUGCCAGUGACGCUGCCCAAGCGGGAGUCGCCGGAUUCACUGCUCUGCGAGUGCCCCAAGUGCGGGGGUGCACAAGCGAAACGCGAGACCGACACCAUGGACACCUUUGUCGACAGUUCCUGGUACUACCUGCGCUUCCUGGACGCCCACAACUCGGAGCGCAUCUUUGAUCCCAGCCUGGCGAGUCAGUUCAUGCCCGUAGACCUCUACAUUGGCGGCAAGGAGCACGCCGUGCUGCAUCUCUACUAUGCGCGUUUCAUGAACCAUUUCCUGAACAAGUGCGGGCUGUCGCCCACCAGCGAACCCUUCUCCCGCCUGCUGGUCCAAGGCAUGGUCAUGGGCCGCUCGUUUCGCGUCAAGGGCAGCGGUCGCUACGUGCGCGAGGACGAGGUGGAGGUUGUGAAUGCCAAGAAGAACCAGGCGCUGCUCAAGGAGACCCAGGAGCCCGUGGUCAUGACCUGGGAGAAGAUGUCCAAGUCCAAGCAGAACGGCGUGGAGCCCGGCGACAUGUUUGACGAGUACGGCACGGACACCACGCGCCUGAUCAUCCUCGCAGAUGUGGCACCCACCUCGCAUCGCAAUUGGUCGAGUGCAAGCUUUCCUGGCAUCCUCAACUGGCAGAAGCGACUCUGGCUGACGCUGCAGGAGUUCCAGGCAGCACGCGAGGAAGCUCCCAGCGAUGUGGAUGUGAAUAGUGAGGAGUUUCUGGCGGAGGAUGCCAAGCUCUUCGAUGCGCGCAACUUUUAUGUGAAGGGCGCCACAUUCAACUACCGCCAUGCGCAUCAGCUGAGCGUGGCCAUCUCCAAGAUGCAGGGAUUAACCAACUCCAUAAGGCGCACGCCAAAGCACAUUCAGCGCCAUGGCAGACAGUUUGAGCGCGCUCUGGCUGCCCAAAUCAUCAUGCUGGCUCCCAUGGCGCCACACUUUGCCUCCGAGCUGUGGUCCAAGUUUGUGGCAGUGAAGGGGCGCCUGAAUGAAGCCAGCCCGGAGCUGCAGUGGGCGGAGGAUGUGCUGUCGCAGCGCUGGCCGGACAUUGAUGCCGCCUACAACCUGGACCUCAGCAUCAAGGUCAAUGGCUUCGAGAAUUGCGUGAUCAAGGUGCAGCGCACACUCCUGGACAAGGUGACGCACAGCGAUGCGCUGGACAUAGCAUUCAACACGGAGUCCGUGACGUCGUACCUCAUCGACAAGAAGAUUCGCACGACCAACUUUGUGCUGUACCCAGGCAUCGAGGCCAUACUCAACAUUUACGUGGACAAGGUGCAGAAGAAUGUUAAUGUUUAA
Molecule: messenger RNA, 2653 nt
Organism: Drosophila subobscura
Lineage: Eukaryota; Metazoa; Arthropoda; Insecta; Diptera; Drosophilidae
Gene: LeuRS-m
Product: probable leucine--tRNA ligase, mitochondrial
Exons: 4
Coding region: 80-2653 (857 amino acids)
Biological process (GO): leucyl-tRNA aminoacylation; mitochondrial translation
Cellular component (GO): mitochondrion
Molecular function (GO): leucine-tRNA ligase activity; ATP binding
Source: RefSeq, a predicted model, not a curated record